Clonostachys rhizophaga is the source of this 2967-nucleotide messenger RNA. The record is from the annotation of a GenBank genome assembly. Lineage: Eukaryota; Fungi; Ascomycota; Sordariomycetes; Hypocreales; Bionectriaceae.
AUGGACAGGCUGGCCGAAAUAGCUGAGAAGUUCGGGGACAGCCUGAAGCCCCAUCACAAGGAGCAAUUUGAAACCAGCACACUGGAAGACAUGCAAACUGAACUCAGCGACAUACAGUCAAAGCAGGACCAAACAAAAACCUUGAUGAACAUGAAUAGGAUUGAAAAGUUUCUAUCCGGGAUGGAAGAUCUCUCAAAGGCUCUCACGGCGGUAAAUAAUCGCGACGUAGGGCACGCCAUGGCAUACGUCUGGGGCUCGAUACGCUUCUUGCUUAGAGUUACUAGCCCAACAGAGAAACCCUUUGACAGCGUCCUCGAUGUUUACGAACAGCUUGGUGUACACCUCCCACAGUUGCAAAAUUUUGAGAAGCUGUUUCGCACGUUUCCCGGCUUCGAACAAUGCCUGGUGAACAUUUACGACGACGUUCAGAGGUUCCACAAGUUGGCAUACAAGCUCUUUUCGCUCCGCACAAAAUUAUGGCAACGACUUCACAAGUCCGUUUGGAAGGACCUGAACCACACGUUCAAGCAGCUUGCAAAGUCUCUAGACACACACCGAAAAUUUAUUCAAAUGCACAGCGCUGGCCUUAUAGACAAACCUCAUGGUUCCGGCAACAGCCAUUAUAAUAUCGAUAAUGGGCUUAAUACUGUAUAUCCACAGAAUUGGGAUCCUAUAAACGAUGAUUUCAACCGAUACCGCUACGGUGCAAAAGAAUUCUGGAGAGAGUUUGAGGAAAGUGAGGUUGAAAGAAAGAGGAAACAAAGGACAGCAAUCAAAGCUUGGAUCUCAUCAUCGAACAAAGUUGAAGAAAUGCACAAGAGAUUUCAAACCAUAAGAAAUACAUGUCCCAAAAGUGGACGGUGGCUUUUCAGGAGUUACGCCGAGGUCUCUGACUGGAUGAAAGAGGAUGAGCCACCAGAGUCUGCUAUUUGGCUUCAUGGGAGCAAAGGAUUCGGGAAAACAAUUCUUGCGUCACUCAUUGUGGAUGAGUUGAAAUCUCUUAGCACAUCAGAAACGAAGAACGUCAUUCCUUCCGAUAGCAGCAUAUAUUAUUUCUACUGCCAAGAAGACGAUAAUGAGCAACGAACCUAUCUCGACAUCCUCAAAGGAGUCUUACACCAAAUGAUCUAUGCGGACGAAUACAUUCUACCUCUUUGCGAUGACAGGAGGCAUCAAGGCGUAGAGGACAACUUGUCCAACGCAGAAACAGCGCAGACGCUCAUCGAGGCCUUUAUUGAGCAUGCACCCCGACAGUACAUAAUCAUUGAUGGAUUGGAUGAGUGUGAACCAAAUGAGGCACGCCAAACCGCACAUUUUUUCAUGCAACAGGUUUCCAAAUGCGACAACGAUGUAAAGCUUGGCCAACUGAGGGUAUUAUUCACCAGCCAAACGAUGCCAGAAUUAAGCAAACAAAUGCCCGAGGGCGACGCCAGCAUCACUCUUAAGCUUGACGAUAACGCCGAAGAUAUUCGCACCUAUGUGCAAAAGAGGAUGGUUGAGUUCUCAGCGUCAAAUGAAUUCAGCCGUGGUUUUAACCUCUCGGAUGCCGAUAAACAACAGAUGGAGAGCAUCGUCUGUCAUCAGAGUCAAGGCAUGUUUCUCUAUGCUCAUCUCACUAUGGAGUACUUGCUCCAACAACAGACAAAGGGGGAACUACUCGAAAAAAUCAAGCAAGAAAUGCUCCCUAAAAAGCUUGAACACAUAUAUGAAAAGCUCCUCGGUUCUAUCGAGGCAAAGCUCAAAGGGUUAGAAGGGGGCAAUUCUCAGUGGGAAAAGGCAAAGAUCCUGUUAGGAUGGUUGGUUUGCGCGAAGAGACCCCUCAAAUGGCACGAGAUUCAGUCCAUCUUAUCAUUCGACACGGUUAAAGAGGUGGUUGAUUUCGACAAUCGGAUGCUACGGCACAACGUACGAAAAUACUUGGGGUCUUUGGUACAUGUAUUAGAGGGAGGCCAUAUUCGGCUAAUCCACUCAACAGCGCGUCGAUACAUUAUCGACAACAAUCGUAUAAGUGAGAAUGAGGUACAAUGUAGACUAACAGCACUCUGUCUCAGGUAUCUAUCUCUGCCUUGCUUUGUAAAUGGCUACCAAGACAUACAGCGCAAGGAGAAUGCCAGGCAGGGCUGGUUCUCAUUUCAAGAUUAUGCCUGUUCCCAUUGGCAUAGCCACAUCAACACUGUCAUCAGAAGUUGUAACGACAUCAUAGUUCUUGACGAUAAUAUCCAGACACAGGCUGUGCAGGCUCAAUGGGAGUUCGCGACUGCCCUGGACCUUUUCAUCGAGACACAUGGCCACCAGUUGGCUUCCGAGAUCCAUGCGGAGCUAGAAGAGGAUCCAAUAGACAGAUUCCAAGGCUUCCCUGAAAAGUUCCACGAGAACCUCCGCAUCAUCUGGAACCAUAUCUUCACUCACCAGAAGGGUGAUUUUGAUUGCCGUAAUACUGUCGGCAUUACCCAGAUUGAUGACGCCCUCCGUAUAAACCGGACCUGCCUCGAGGAACAUUUUGCGCCCACCGACAGCGCUAUUAACUCUGAUACCAUCGAAGACUACUACGGCCCCAAUCUCUUUAAAUGUCAGCGAACCCUCUGCCGCUUCUUUUACGUCGGGUACAACAGCGCCAAGGCGCGCGAUAACCACCACGCCCGGCAUGACAGGCCGUUCACUUGUCCUGUCGCGUGUAACUUGGCGCCUAUAGGAUUUUCGAACAAGAAGGAUAGAGACCGGCAUGUGCGACUUUACCAUCGUGAGGAGAGUGACAGACCUUCCAGGUUCGAGGCACCGACCCGUAAGAAAGGACGUUUCAAGUGCUCGAUAUGCGAGGACACCUUCACAAGAAAAACUAAUCUCAGGGGGCACGAGCGGAGCCAUUUCGGGGAUCGACCUUAUUCAUGUUCUACUUGUGGUAAAGCAUUCGGCAGACAGAGUGAUUGCCGUAGGCACGAGAAGAUUCACGCCAGGAGAGGUGCAUGA